Messenger RNA from Cannabis sativa, 2335 nucleotides. Its product is annotated as scarecrow-like protein 15. Gene Ontology annotation, molecular function: DNA-binding transcription factor activity; sequence-specific DNA binding. NCBI's taxonomy places the organism in Eukaryota, Viridiplantae, Streptophyta, Magnoliopsida, Rosales, Cannabaceae. The record is from RefSeq and is a predicted model, not a curated record. Gene Ontology annotation, cellular component: nucleus. The transcript has a single exon. Bases 275 to 2077 code for a protein of 600 amino acids. Gene Ontology annotation, biological process: regulation of DNA-templated transcription.
ACCUCUCCAUGCCAUGCACACACGCAAAGAUUAAAAGAAGAAAAAAAAGCCACAACCACAAUCAUCAUAACCACCAAAAAAAGCUCUCUCUUUUCAUUCAUUCAUAUCUCAUUCUCCAAAUUAAAUUCCCUAUAAUAAUUAUUAACAACCACAUAGUAUAUAUAUAAAUACAUGUAUAGCUUUUCAUAAAUAAAAAGAAAAAAAAUUAUAAGCUAAUAAAAUUCUCGUCUUUCGAACUUGAUCCACUCCUUUUUCUUUUCUUCUUUUCUUAGAGAUGAUCGUCCCUGUUACCACUAACAACCCAAAUAACCAAUCUCCCAACACAAAAACUGACAACAACAACAACAAUAAUAUUCCGAACAACAACAUCGUAUUUCAUCAAAUAAUUCCCAAUCUCUGUUACGAGCCCACUUCUGUUCUAGACCUGGGUCGUAGCCCAAGUCCGGUACUGGCGGCGCCAGGUGGCGGUGGCGGGAAACCAGCCAACAACAACAACAACAAGGUAGUUAUUAAUAAUAGUAAUAAUAAUAAUAAUAAUAAUUCGGACGACGUCGUUUUGAGUACUCAAACGACAAAUGAUCAUCAUAAUACGCUGGAGUGGCCUGUGGACGAUCAGGUUUUGCAUAACUUGGAUUGGGAUAAUAUCAUGAGAGAAUUGGGUUUACAUGAUGAUUCUGUCCCUUCUCCUUUCAAAACAGCUUCUACUAAUACAACUACCACCAACGCUACUACUCAUCAUCAGAUCAUCACGGCCGAUAAUCAUGAUCAUCCUCAGCCCUUCGAUCCAACUAUUGCUACUACUACUGAUCAUCACUUCAACUUAUUCUCUGAUAAUCAUAAUUUGAAUCUCUUUCAGGUUUCCCCUGAUUUUCAAAAUAAUAAUAAUAAUAAUAAUAAUAAUUGGAAUAUUGGGUUUGAUUUUAUUGAAGAUCUUAUCCGAGUUGCUGACUGUUUCGACUCGGACGAUUUACAACUCGCUCAGGUUAUACUAGACCGUCUCAACAACCGAGUCAGAUCUAGUAAUAUUAACAAUAAUAAUAAUAAAGGAGUACAACAACAGGGUGGUCGACCGUUUCAACGUGCUGCUAUUUACUUCAAAGAAGCUCUUGAGUCAAUUCUCUCCGGUUCGAACCGGACCACAGGUCGACUCUCUUCAUGGGCCGAAAUUGUUCAGACCAUCAGAGCCCAUAAGGCCUUUUCGGAUAUCUCGCCUAUCCCGAUGUUUACUCAAUUCACUACCAAUCAAGCUCUACUCGAAGCCCUUGGUGGGUCCACCUUCAUUAUCCACGUCAUCGAUUUCGACAUCGGACUCGCCGGACACUACGCUUCGCUCAUGAAGGAACUCGCCGAAAAAUCCGAGUCUCUCCGAGUUAACUCGCCUGUUCUCCGAGUUACGGCCGUUGUUCCCGAGGAAUACGCGGUGGAGAGCCGAUUAAUUCGGGAAAAUCUCACCCAGUUUUCUCAAGAUCUCAAGAUCAGAUUCCAAAUCGACUUCGUACUCGUCCGUGUCUUUGAAGCGCUUUCGUUUAAGGCUGUUAAUUUUAGGGAAGGAGAAAAGAUCGCCGUGAUUUUUUCCUCCGCCGUGUUGCGCCGCCACGGCGGCGGGUUUCUUGGAGAAGUGAGGCGGGUUUCGCCGGCGGUUGUGGUUUUUGUCGACGGAGAAGGUUGGGGUGGCGAGCCCGGUACGGCUCCGACGACGUCGUUUAGGAGGAAUUUCGUUGGUGGAUUGGAGUUUUACUCGAUGGUUUUGGAGUCGCUUGAUGCGGCCAUGGUGGGAUCGGAGUGGGUAAGGAAGAUCGAGGCGUUUGUGCUGAAACCGAGGAUUGUCAUGGCGGUGGAAGCUGCUUCUGCGGCGGCAGCUGCUGUCGGCGGUGGGAGAAGAACGGCGUCGUUUCGUGAGAUGUUUCAUGGAGCCGGGAUGAGGCCGGUCCAGCUCAGCCGGUUCGCGGAUUUUCAAGCCGAGUGUUUACUGGGAAAGGUUCAAGUGAGGGGUUUCCACGUGGCGAAACGACAAGCUGAGUUGGUGCUUUGUUGGCAUGAGCGGGCCCUUGUUGCCACGUCAGUGUGGAGGUGUUAAGAGGAUUAAAAAUGUUAAUUAAUUUAGGGUAUAAUUUUAAUUCUCUCUUUAUUUAUAUUAUUAAUUAGUUAUUAAAAAAAAAAUGAGAGGGUUAGGAGGAGGAGGGAGGUCUGGGGAUGUAUAAAUUAAUUGUAAGAGAAGCAUCCAUGACCAUAUAUUAAUGGUUUUAUUUAAGUGUUUUUUAGUUUGUGUUGCUGUCUACUUGGUUGUUAUAAUCCUUUUUUGAUCUUUUUAUAUAUUUGGGAGCUUUUGCUUGUA